Molecule: messenger RNA, 4795 nt
Organism: Ictalurus punctatus (channel catfish)
Lineage: Eukaryota; Metazoa; Chordata; Actinopteri; Siluriformes; Ictaluridae
Gene: rapgef1a
Product: Rap guanine nucleotide exchange factor (GEF) 1a
Exons: 25
Coding region: 152-3499 (1115 amino acids)
Biological process (GO): positive regulation of GTPase activity; Ras protein signal transduction
Cellular component (GO): plasma membrane
Molecular function (GO): guanyl-nucleotide exchange factor activity
Source: RefSeq, a predicted model, not a curated record
AGGCUCUGGUUACACAGUGGACAAAACCGCUCACUGAGAGUCAGAGAGAGACACUCUGAGUGACUGACCGACCAGUCUACCUUCUGCUACGAUGCUGGAAUAACACAGAAUCCACACUGUAUCUAACAUCUAGCCCAUAUUUACCUGGAAGAUGUCUGGGAAACUCGACAGUAAGCAAGACUCCCAGCGCUCCAACCUGCAAACCUUCACAAUGAGGCUAAUAGACAGAUUUCACUCCCCCAAGCCAAAAAGAGUGCAUUCAUCAAAGAAAGCAUCAAAGCCUUCAAUAGAACGAACUGUCAAGGCUCCUGAGAAGCAAGAAACUAAGAAUCUCAGUCGGUUGGAAGAGAAGGAGAAAGAAGUGGUCAGUGCCUUGCGUUACUUCAAGACGAUCAUUGAUAAGAUGGUGGUGGACCGGAAAGUUCUGGAAAUGCUUCCCGGCUCGGCCAGUAAAGUGUUGGAGGCUAUCGUGCCUGUAGUGCAAAUCGACCCCAAGAUUCUGAAAAGUUCCUCCGUGUCGUCCUGCCUCAGUCGAGUGUAUCAGAGUCUGGCGAACCUCAUCCGCUGGUCUGAUCAGGUGAUGCUGGAGGGAGUGGACCUGGAGGAGAAGGACACUGUUGCAAAUGUUACCAGCAUCAUCAAAGCAGUGCUGGAUGGGGUGAAGGAACUAGUGAAGCUGGUUUUGGAGAAACAGCAGCUCCCAUCCCCAACAUCGCCCACAGCCAAAAAUGUGCCAUCAGUCAUCAGCUCAGAGAGUGCUCCAGAGCCUCCUGUUAUAGAGACAGAAGAUGAGAGCUCGACAAACUCGUCUGCACUGAGUCGUUCCUCCGAGGCCCUGACUGACGCCCCCUCCACCGAAGAAGCAGCGCCUCCCAAACCCCCGCUCCCUGGCCUGAAAGUGCCUGAGCACUGUCCCCCAGCUCUUCCUCCUAAGAAGCGCCAGUCAGCUCCGUCUCCUACCCGAGUCGCCGUCGUUGCUCCGAUGAGCCGUGCCACCAGCGGAUCGAGUCUUCCUAUCGGCAUCUGCAAACAGGACUAUGAUGCAGAUGGUUUACAGCGGCGCUUUUCUGGUGGCAGUCACUCAUACGGUGGCGAGUCGCCGCGCAGCUCUCCCUGCGGCAGCAUGGGUAAACUGAGCAAAUCAGACGAGCAGCUGUCCUCUCUGGAGCAGGACAGCGGACAGUGCUCUCGCAACACUAGCUGUGAGACGCUAGAUACAGCAGAGUGCUACGACCCAGACUAUGACUUCCUCAGAGAGGACUUGUCCAGCGUGGAUCAGAUCUCUCUGCCUCCCGGAAGCUGUCUCAGCCCCCUACCCGAGUCCCACCGUGAGCCGUCCUCCUCCCCAUGUCCGGGCCAGGUUCCGUGCGGUUCUGCCUCUCUUCAUCACUCCACCGCUCCUUCUCCGCACACCCUCAUCACCCCUCCUGCCCUGCCAGAAAAGAAGCGGCGCAGCGGCAACUCUCACACACCCUUCGACGGCCUGCCGUCUCGAACCCCCUUCGAGCGCCUGCACUCCCAUUACGACAACGUCGCAGACGAGGAAAUACCCGUGCCACCGUUCCCUCUGUUCCCUCUCUUCGCCCCCGUGGUCGGAUAUGGGGUGGACUUUGUCGCCCCUGAGAACGCUUCCGUGCCUCAAUCUCCUCCACCGCUACCCGAGAAGAAAAGCAGACACAUCCUGAAGUACAUGCAGUUUAUGGAGGAUUACUCGGAACCGCAGCCAUCCGUGUUCUACCAGACGCCGCAGAGCGAGAGCAUCUACGAGCAGCGCAAUAGGCUCAUACAGGAAGUGUACGGCUUCAACGACUCGUUCAGCAGCAGUGACUCUGUGCACGAGCCCCUCCCCCCUCCAGCGCUCCCACCCAAACAGAGGCAGCUGGCCUCCUCUCACUCUGCGUCUCCUUCCUCAUCCUCCUCUUCCUCUCUGUCGUGCCAGCUGCAGCCGGGUGGAGGCCCGAGUUCUGCUGAGGUGGACGCUGCUCUCAGUCUGUCCGCCUCGAGCUCCUCUCUGGGCUGCCCGGCUUCUCCUCCUGCCGCCACGAGCCAGAAUGCUAGUGACGAGAGUGGCGAGGGUGGGUACGUCAAUCUGUAUUCAUCCAGCCAAGCCAACGGAGACCUGCCGCUCUCGAACGGUGACCCCAACAGUGGCGCGGAGGACUCGCUCCAGGACUCGGUCUCGGACCACAGCAAGGAGCCGACUGACUCGGACAGCUGGAAGCAGAAGUGUGCAGACUCGGACCUGAGCUCGGAGGAGCUGGACGAGCUGUCCCUGGUGGAUCAUAAUGAGAUCAUGGCUCACAUCACACUAAAGCAAGAGAACGAUGACGGACCAGACGUCCGGGCAGGAUCAGGGGACAUUUUAUUAGUUCACGCAACAGAAACGGAUCGCAAAGAUCUGGUUUUAUACUGUGAAGCCUUCCUGACGACGUACAGGACAUUUCUAACCCCAGAGGACCUCAUUAAGAAGCUCCACUAUAGGUAUACUAGAUUUUCUCACAGUUCCGACACCGUUAAGAAGCGAGUCAGCAAAAACACCUUCUUCGUGCUGGUGCGUGUUGUGGACGAGCUUUGUUUGGUGGAACUGACAGAAGAUAUUCUGAAGCACCUGAUGGACCUGGUGGUCAGUCUGGUUUGUAGCGGGGAGCUCAGUCUGGCCCGCGUCCUCCGUAAGAACGUUCUGGAUAAAGUGGAGCAGAAGAAGCUGCUGAGCUACACUAACUCGAUGAAGACUCUAGCUGCCCGCAGUGUCGCCGCCAGGCCUGGUACUCUUCAUGACUUCCGUAGCCAUGAGAUCGCUGAUCAGCUCACUCUCCUGGACGCAGAGCUGUUCUACAAAAUAGAGAUCCCUGAAGUUCUGCUGUGGGCAAAAGAACAGAAUGAAGAGAAGAGCCCGAAUCUCACCCAGUUCACAGAACACUUCAAUAACAUGUCUUACUGGGUGCGUUCUUUAAUAAUCCUGCAAGAAAAAGCCCAAGACCGAGAAAAACUCCUCCUCAAGUUUAUCAAAAUCAUGAAGCACUUACGAAAACUUAAUAACUUUAACUCCUACUUGGCGAUACUGUCGGCUCUGGAUUCAGCACCUAUAAGGAGACUGGAGUGGCAGAAGCAAACCUCAGAGGGUCUGGAGGAAUACUGCACUUUAAUCGAUAGCUCGUCAUCGUUCCGGGCGUACAGAGCAGCCUUGGCAGACGUCGAGCCUCCCUGUAUACCUUACCUGGGUCUCAUCCUUCAGGACUUAACCUUUGUGCACCUUGGGAAUCCUGACUUCAUCGAAGGGAAGGUGAACUUUUCGAAACGCUGGCAGCAGUUCAACAUCCUGGACAGCAUGCGGCGCUUCCAGCAAGUACAUUACGAUCUCAAACACAACGAUGACAUCGUAUCCUUCUUCAACGACUUCAGUGACCAUCUCGCAGAGGAGGCGCUGUGGGAGCUCUCUCUCAAGAUCAAGCCACGGAACAUCACGCGCCGCAAAACAGAGCGGGAGGAAAAGACGUAGGGCUUCGCUCCCCGGCAGAAUAAACUCUGUUCAAGUGGACUUGUGAGAAGAAGCAAUUAAGAGGCGACCAUGACGGCAGCUAUGAGACUGUUGGGAACCGUACAACGUUUUCACAAGUUUACAGGAGUUUGGGGAAUGCACUGCGUCUUGUCCUGUGAACAUUUUGCAAGGGAGAGUGCAGGACGUUGCGGUGGGAGGGUCAGUAAGACCUCAGUGUCUGGACGCAUGGCUCCAGAUAAUUAUCUUUUUUUUUUUUUUUUCUUAAAUGCACAUAAACGACUGUUUACGACGGACUUUAGAAGGAUUUAUUGUGUCCCUAUUUUAACAGCUUGCAGCAUUUGGCACUAGGUCUUGGUAUUCAUAGACAGUUGCUAUAAAAGGCAUGAUUUGAAAUCUCAACAGAUUUAGCACUUUACAUCCAUGUACAAACAGCUUCGCUCACGUCGCCCCGUUGAGCUGAUGGGACUUCGUGAACAGGUUUAACCAGAGCUAGCCGGAUUGCUAACACUGUUCCUCAUGUCCCUUUUCAGGAUUUCACUGGUCCUCGGUCUUUCUGAAUAAUGAACGUUUGUGUUUGCCGAUUGUGAUGCGUACUGUCUGGAAACAAAAGGCUUCACACCACUUCACACCAAGUCUUCCAGUUGUAUUUAUUUUGAAAAAGUGUCUACUUUUCAGAGGAAUAUAUCACGUGUUGUGAAUUAUAUCGUCGUGUGAAUUUGGUAGAUGCAAAUACGCAGUUGCAGAUUCCUAUAUUUCAUGUUUGUGAUUUAACGCUUAUACAAAGUCAUCCAGAUGGAAGUGUUGAGUUGUGUAGGAGUACUUUACGUCUCUGUAGUAUGGUUACAACUCUCUCUCUUACAGUGUGCGCUCAUAACCUGAUACCAAGUGCCUAACGCUGUUCAUAUAGUGCAAUGAUUUGUCGUUUAUUUUUGUAUAACGUGUCUUUUUUUUUUUUUAUUAAAUGUUAGACAUUUUACACGGACACUUUUGGAGAAGCUGAUGCGCUCUCUCCAGAUCAACGGUAUGAAAAGUGUUCAAAUGUGUGCACUUGAAACAAAAAGAAUAAGGCUAUGAAGAGCUGCCAUGCCGAGCUCAGCCCUGUAUAGAAGACUGAAGGAAUUCUAUGAGGGUGAUGUGGGCUUCGUGAAUACUGCUGGAGUCAUUUAUUACAAGGAUUGAUGUGGAAUUAAAGUCCCAGUCAGUGAUCAGUACAACUGACAGAAUGAAAUAUUAGCUGUCUGUAGUUCCAACAUUUUUCUCAAAAAAAAAAAAAUCUGCUCAUCAUGUUUGCUUUAA